Messenger RNA from Pelobates cultripes (western spadefoot toad), 432 nucleotides. The record is from the annotation of a GenBank genome assembly. NCBI's taxonomy places the organism in Eukaryota, Metazoa, Chordata, Amphibia, Anura, Pelobatidae.
AUGGACAUAGAAGAACCCAUGCAGAUUGGAGCACUAAAUACCAUGCUCACAGUAACUGAAAAAGCCAGAAGGAGAGCCACAUGCCUUUGCUUCUAUUGUGGCAACAUCAGCUAUUGCUCAAUACGUCCUCCUCGCCCUAAACAUAGCCAUGUGGGGGCUCUGUAUCACCAUCCAGCAAGUCCUCCAUGGCGCCUUUUUUGUUCAACUCUGCAUGCUACUGGACCGAAAAGACCACCUAACCAGACCAAUGGCACCAUCACAGCCCUGGCUAACCCUGCUCCUGUUCCAGAGCCUCAAAGGGAGGCUGCUGUGGCUACCUUCCAAUGCCCAGUCUCUGUCUCCGCUAACAUAUCCUGCUCCAACAGAGAGGUUCUGUCUCCAGGCUGUGUAAUUCACUCCAAUGGAACCGUGGUUUGCAGAGAAGAUCUUUGA